AUGAAGGAGGUAAGUUCGUUUGAAGACAAGCAGUCGUUUAUCCCGGAAUCUCAGAUCAUGGCACAACGUCUGCCAUCGUUUCGAGCUUUCAAUCGCUUGUUGAAGCUUGACGCUGUUGACGACUAUUCAAAAGCGUACGACGUUUACGAGACCGAAGACAAGUCUGAACAAAAGGACUUGGUGCAGUUUUACCUGACAACGUUGUGCAACAUCAUAGAGCGCUUGACAAAGCCGACCUUGGCGUACAGAGAAUCUAGAUUUUUAAAUGUCGGUGGCGGAUUGGCGUUUCUCUGCGCUUUGAUAGAAGGAAAAACGAUCAGCGACGUGUACGUUACAGAUUGGACGAAGGACAAUAUUUAUGAACAGCGAAGAUGGCUAGAAGAUGAGCAAGGAAAAGAUCUCUCUGCCAUAGACAUGCUAAAUGCGUUCGAUAACAGCAACACGAAAGCUGCGUUACGAGACUCUAACGCAAAGGUGAGAAUGCAUCACUAUUAA
This is a messenger RNA of Soboliphyme baturini, 495 nucleotides long. Lineage: Eukaryota; Metazoa; Nematoda; Enoplea; Dioctophymatida; Soboliphymatidae. The record is from the annotation of a GenBank genome assembly.